AUGACGACAACGGCGCGCACAACGGGCGCAGAAGCCCAGGCAGAUGAGUUGCGGAGGAGAAAUGUGGCCACACCACAAUCGGCGUCAGUCGAACCAGUGGCCUCACAGAAGGAGAAGUCAAAGGAAAAGCCUUUCAGCAUCAUCUCCUUCCUCGAUGAGUAUGAGUUCAUACUGGCACCGAUAAUCUUCACCGCCCUCGCCUUCUUCACGCGAAUGUGGAAGAUUGGCCUGUCCCCCAUUGUCACUUGGGACGAAGCCCAUUUCGGCAAGUUCGGAUCACACUACCUCAAGCGCGAAUUCUACUUCGAUGUCCACCCUCCGCUCGGAAAGAUGCUUGUCGGUCUCUCGGGAUAUCUCGCGGGAUACAAUGGUUCAUUCGAGUUCAAGUCUGGGGAGAAAUACCCCGAAGAGCUCAACUACACCUUCAUGCGCCUCUUCAACUCUGUUUUCGGUGCCGUCUGCGUCCCCCUGGCCUACUUUACUGCAAAGGAACUGAACUUUCGCCGACCGACCGUCUGGCUGGUUACCCUGGCCGUCCUCUGUGAGAACUCGUACACCACCAUCAGUCGCUUCAUUCUCCUCGACUCCAUGCUUCUCUGUUUCACCUUCACGACUGUCUUCUGCUGGUCCAAGUUUCAUCGUCUGCAAAAGGAUCCCUUCUCGCCUGAGUGGGGUCUGUGGCUGAUGCUGACGGGUGUCUCAAUUGGGUGUGUGUGCAGUGUCAAGUGGGUUGGAUUCUUCGUUACCGCUUUGGUCGGUCUUUACACUAUUGAAGAUCUCUGGAACAAGUUUGGCGACCUCAAGAUGCCAAAGAUUGAAUUAUUCACGCAUCUAGCGUUUCGCGUUUUCGGCCUGAUUCUCAUCCCAUUCGUCGUAUACCUCUUCUCCUUCUACCUCCACUUCUUGAUCCUCGAGAACAGCGGUCCCGGAGAUGCCCAGAUGAGCUCCCUCUUCCAGGCCAACUUGCGCGGAACUGAGGUUGGAAAGAACAGUCCUUUGGAGGUUGCCUAUGGCUCGCGAGCUACGUUGAAGAACAUGGGUUAUGGAGGUGGUCUCUUGCAUUCCCACGUGCAGACAUACCCAGAAGGAUCUACACAACAGCAGGUUACUUGCUACCACCACAAGGACGCCAACAAUGACUGGUUUUUUUACCCCAACCGCCACGAAGUCGAAUACCACCCUGACGAGGAGCUUCGCUUCCCUGGAAACAAAGACGUUAUUCGCCUGAUUCACGCUCAAACAGGUCGCAACCUCCACUCGCACCAGGUCGCCGCUCCGGUCACCAAGGCUGAUUGGGAAGUCUCCUGCUACGGUAACGUCACCGUCGGUGACACCAAGGACCACUGGAUUGUAGAGGUCGUCCGUGACGCCGCUUCGAGGGAUUACUCCAGGCUUCGGACUCUUACUACUGCUUUCCGUCUCAAGCACAAGGAUCUUGGAUGCUAUCUCCGCGCCGGCAAUGUCAACCUGCCUCAGUGGGGUUUCAAGCAGAUUGAGACGACCUGUGUCAAGACCAACAACCCUCGUGACGUCUACACUCACUGGAACAUUGAGAGUCAUACCAACGAGAGGCUCCCACCUGGCAACCCAGGCGACUACAAGUCUCCAUUCUUCCAGGACUUCAUCCACUUGAAUGUGGCCAUGAUGACCUCGAAUAAUGCCCUUGUUCCUGACCCUGAUAAGCAGGAUGACCUCGCCUCUGCCUUUUGGCAAUGGCCCAUCCUCCACACUGGUCUCCGCAUGUGCGGCUGGAACGAUGAUAUCGUCAAGUACUACCUCCUGGGGAACCCCGCCGUCUACUGGGGCAGCACCGCCAGUCUGGUCGUUCUCCUCCUCAUCGUCGCCUUCUACACGAUUCGCUGGCAGCGCGGCUACACGGAUCUCAAGCAGGAUGAAAUCGACCAGAUCCAUUAUGCCGGUAUCUACCCGCUCAUCGGCUGGGUCUUGCACUACCUUCCCUUCAUGGCCAUGGGCCGUGUCACGUAUGUGCACCAUUACUACCCUGCCCUGUGGUUCGCCAUCCUCGUCAUGGGCUUCUGUCUGGACUUUUCCACCCGCAAGCUCAGCAAGGCGGCGCAGUGGGGCGUCUACGGCGCCCUCUAUGUGCUCAUCAUCGGCUUGUACUGGCUCUUUAGGGCGAUUAGCUUUGGCAUGGUUGGCCCGAGUAGCCAGUGGCGUCACUUGAAGUGGUUUUCGAGCUGGAAGAUGACGGAUUGA
This is a messenger RNA of Plenodomus lingam JN3, 2217 nucleotides long. RefSeq lists its product as uncharacterized. Lineage: Eukaryota; Fungi; Ascomycota; Dothideomycetes; Pleosporales; Leptosphaeriaceae. Gene Ontology annotation, molecular function: dolichyl-phosphate-mannose-protein mannosyltransferase activity. The record is from RefSeq and is a predicted model, not a curated record. Gene Ontology annotation, cellular component: endoplasmic reticulum; membrane. Gene Ontology annotation, biological process: protein O-linked glycosylation via mannose.